AUGAAACCCCCAUCCCUCCUCCUCGGGCUUAUCCCCACCGUCCUCGCCGGCGUCGCCUCCCCCAUCGUCAUCAACCUCGGCGGAUCCCGCUCCAUCGGCAUCACCGCCGACGGCGACAACGCCAACCUCAUCCAAAUCGUCUCCGUCACCACCUCGGGCCGCGGCUGCCCCGCCGGCUCCGUCGCCACCAUCAUCAGCACCGACCGCACCGUCGUCACCCUCGGCUACGACAAUUUCCGCGCCUACAUCGGCCCCAGCCCCCGCUCCACCUGCUCCAUCCGCCUCCGCCUCAAGUACCCCGGCGGACACACCAUCUCCCUCGUCCAGACGACGUUUCACGGCUUCGCCGUCCUGGAUCCGGGCGUCUCGGGCACCUUUGAGUCCCGCUACGCUUUUGGCAACGCCGCGCAGUCUUCCCUCGUGAGCUCGACGAUCGAGAGCUCGCCCGAGAGCAUGUCCAGCGGCGAGGAGUACAUGGCCACCGCGACCAUUCCCGACGACCGCAAGGUGUAUUCGCCCUGCGGAGAGGAGGUUGACCUCGUUAUACAGACUAAUAUCAACCUCCGGUCGAGGAACGAGACGGGUUCCGGCUCCAUUAAUGACGAGAAUGCGACCGUUGCCUUGACGCAGCAGGUCAACCUGGCCUUUGAGCCCUGCGUAGAGUAG
Messenger RNA from Parascedosporium putredinis, 666 nucleotides. NCBI's taxonomy places the organism in Eukaryota, Fungi, Ascomycota, Sordariomycetes, Microascales, Microascaceae. The record is from the annotation of a GenBank genome assembly.